Messenger RNA from Drepanopeziza brunnea f. sp. 'multigermtubi' MB_m1, 1095 nucleotides. RefSeq lists its product as uncharacterized. Lineage: Eukaryota; Fungi; Ascomycota; Leotiomycetes; Helotiales; Drepanopezizaceae. The record is from RefSeq and is a predicted model, not a curated record.
AUGGGAGAGCAUCCGCUCCAUGCACAGGCGAAAGCCACCACCACGGCAUCCACACUCGUCUUCGCUUUGGCACUCGUUUCUGUCUGUUUACGCUUCUAUACGCGGCGGAUGAUCAAGGCAGGCUGGGCUGCUGAUGACUGGUGGAUAUUGGUGGGCCUAUUCCUUACGCUCUCAGCAGCUAGUAUCUUGCUAUACGGAGUCCGAGAGGACCCAAGUGGUGGUGAGGGUAUCAACCGCGACGAUCCGGAUUUCAAUUAUCAUCUACACGUAACCUACCUUAAAACCUCAUUCACAGCAGCUACCCUGUACUUCUCUGUCGUCACGUCUAUCAAGAUUUCCAUCUUGUGUAUGUAUCGUCGGAUCUUUCCCGUCGAUGGGUUCUUUAUCCAGUCCCAGAUAAUGGGCGCCCUAAUCCUCGUCUGGUGGCUUGUCGGCUCGGUCUUGACGACCGUCUCCUGCCUCCCAUGGAGACGAUUCUGGGAGGGCCCGUCCGCAGGCGGAUACUGCUUCAAUUUCAACAUCUACUGGAUGUCCAUGGGUGCCGUAGAGCUCGUAAUCGACACGCUGCUCCUGAUCCUGCCGGUGCGAAUGGUUCUCGUCCUGCAGCUCUCACGUCAACAAAAGAUCUUGGUAGUGGGUAUCUUCACGCUCGGAAGUUUCGUCAUUGUGACGGGUCUCGUGCGAGUCAUUCUGGGAUACAAUCCAGGGAGCCAGAAUGUCGCCUUCCCGCGAGCGGAACUCUGGUCUGCGGUCCACAUUGGAACGGCGAUUAUCUGUGCCUGUCUGCCUACCCUGCGCCCGCUGAUCAAGCGUGCGAGUACAACUGCUUCAUCUUUACGGCGCAAUUACGGGUCCCCGUCUAACUCGAGGGGGCACAACACCCCUGGAGAGUCGAGUGGAUCCAGGACUGCGUCGAAUAAUAGAGGACCGCCACAAGUUCUGGCACUGAAGAAUGUGAAGAGUGGUAGGCAGAACGAUACCGUGUUACUGACGAGAGGGAGCAGUGAUCUGGUGAGGCUUCCAGAUUUUGAGUCGAGAGACAGUGUUAGGGAGGUGCGGAGGGGACCCGCGAUGGGGAAUGUGGAGUUGGUGUAG